CGCCACCAUAUUUUUUCGCUUUGGGCUUCUCAGUUUUCACUCCGCUUUUCCUCUCCUUUCUUUUCUCUCCGUAUCUCUGUCUCGAUCUCUAUCUCUGUGUGCGUGUUGGUGUGGAAGAUGGGAGAGAACGAGUGGAUUACAGAUGCUAUGACGGACGAUUGGCUGGUGGUGGAAGUGCUGAUGCGGCUCCGCCAGCCGGAAGAACAUGCGUCGCUGCCGACAAAGAGAUUGGUGUCUGUGUUGCCUGAGUGGGGAUUGAGACAACCACGGUCGAGGCAGAUUCUGCGAUGCAGUAGCGUUCAGGUGAAGAAGGAUGGGGAGUCAAGGAGAGCCAGCCCGACGACGCCUCUCUCUUGGAGUGGUGGUACGUCUUUUAGCGGUAGCGGUGCUGUCGAUGGUUACGAAGAGUGCAGCCAUCCUGUCAAGGGCUCAAGCGGCGUUAGAUCUAAGGUUAUUUCUACGAGUGUAACUGCCGGAAGAAGGUCAAGGAAAAAGAAGACAUUUGCGGAACUUAAGGAGGAAGAAAGUUUGUUGCUGAAGGAAAGUAUAAAUUUGAAGAAGGAGCUAGAGACACUCAGGGCCGACUUUGAGGAACAGAGGGCCAAAAAUGAGACCUUUAAGAGAAUGAAGCUUGAUUUGCAGCUCCAAUCAGGAAAAGAUGCAGCCACCUCUGUUGACUUGAUGGAUGCAGCAGAUUGUGAAGUACCUGAUCAGACAGAGGCUAAUUCGGUGGAUUACUCCCAUUUGAACUUUCCGAAACAUGACGAGUGUGAUGAACGUGACGCUGUAGCAUGCCCAUCUUCCGAUUCUGAUUCUCGCAGGAUAGAAGAGAAGGAUGCUUCUGCCCUUAUGGCCAAUAAUUUUUUUGUGUUACCCGAUCUUAACCUGCCUUUGGAAGAAGACUCAAACUCUGAGUUAUUAUAUGGAUUAAGCUGAGGAAGAGAAGUUUUUUUAUGGAUCUUCUCCAGCUCUGCUUUUGCAAUUAAAGCUGGUGCAUUUGAUAAGGCGGCUCAAUAUCAGUAAUUGCUACUUCGCUCAGUAAAAGAUGAUGGUUUAACCAUAUUGGGCGAGCAUAACUGUACAUAUAAAGAGUCGUCAUGGAGAAGGUACUGAGGGUAGUGUAGAGACCCUAACGAUUAGUUUAUAGAUAGAUAGAUUCUUUUCUUUUUUUCCAUUCAGGUUUCUACAUUCGUCCACAAUUCUUUGGGGCUAACCCUCAUUACUUCCCUUUUUUCUGUCUCCUUUUCUCGGAAUAUUUUACAGAUAAAAGUGUAAUUAAUAGUGGAGGAUCAGAUCUUGAGUAUCUGUUUAUGGGAACACUUGGAAUCCAGUUUGGCAAUUUUGUUCUUCACUUUCUAGUUUUCU
Telopea speciosissima is the source of this 1365-nucleotide messenger RNA. RefSeq lists its product as uncharacterized. The record is from RefSeq and is a predicted model, not a curated record. The coding region runs from base 118 to 936 and encodes 272 amino acids. NCBI's taxonomy places the organism in Eukaryota, Viridiplantae, Streptophyta, Magnoliopsida, Proteales, Proteaceae. The transcript is spliced from 5 exons.